Saccostrea cuccullata (small rock oyster) is the source of this 861-nucleotide messenger RNA. RefSeq lists its product as uncharacterized. Gene Ontology annotation, molecular function: translation repressor activity; protein binding; ubiquitin protein ligase activity. The transcript is spliced from 3 exons. Gene Ontology annotation, biological process: proteasome-mediated ubiquitin-dependent protein catabolic process; negative regulation of translation; protein polyubiquitination. The record is from RefSeq and is a predicted model, not a curated record. NCBI's taxonomy places the organism in Eukaryota, Metazoa, Mollusca, Bivalvia, Ostreida, Ostreidae. The coding region runs from base 1 to 861 and encodes 286 amino acids.
AUGGCUGGCAUCAAGGAUGAAAUCAAUUCGGUUGAAAUGGCUAUAGACACUAAUGACUUGUCAAAACUGUUUAGUGUUACAUCCAAUGUAGAUAUAUACAGAAAUCUUCCACACAAAAUUAUGCCAUCUUUACCCAAAUUCAAACCGGGAAAAAUCCAAGGAGAAAACUUAAUUAAACUGUAUGGAUCCUUAGCAUCAGGUUAUUUAACAUCAAAUGAACAUGGCUACAGCAUGAAGACAAUACAGAAAUCACCAGAAGCUGGAUCCUCUCCUCCAGUCAAACAGCUCUUAAAUGAACCAGAGACUGUCACCACCAUAGACACUGGGUAUAGGGGUUAUCUAUACAAUGUGGCCUGUCUGAGUAGUGAAGAAAUCUGGACAAGUGGAAGUGACAGCACCAUGAAACUCUUCAGCAUCAAUCAGGGAUCACUACUCAAGUCAAUCACAUCAACAUACAUAACUGAGAACAGGAACCUGGAUAUCUGUAUGUCUGAUGAGAAAACUAGAGCAGUAGUUGUGGUCAAUCAGGUCGGGAAACUGAGAUUCAGAUACACUGGACAUAUUCCUGCUCUAAAUAACCAACCAUUCGAUCCACGAGGAAUCACUACAGACAGUCAGAGUCACAUCCUUACAGCUGAUUGUGACAAUGACUGUGUCCACAUCAUAGACCAGAAUGGACAGUUCCUCCGUUACAUAGACUGUGGGCUAAGUCAACCCGAAGGCUUGUGUACAGAUACAAUUGACAAUCUUUGUGUAAUGGUCACCCUUGUUUUCUUUGACCUUGUGUAUUCCAGUCCAGUCCAAUGCCUCGCCGAUGAUGCCGUUUUGGGGCCAUGUCCAAGUCUGCCCAAAACGCUGUGA